AGUCAAAAAGAUUGAGAGGAUCAUUCAGAGGAAAGUCAAGAGAAGGUUACAAACCAAAUAAACUAAGAAAUGAAGACAGAAAUUUUAAUAACCAAAAAGGAAAUUUUAGAGGAAAAACCAACUUCAGAAGAAAAGAAGAAGAAUCAGAAGACAAUCAGACAAAGAUAGUAGAAAUUCUAGAAGACGAAGAAAUAGAAGUUCCAAGAAAAAUUCAAUCCUCAAAAGAAAAAGGAAGGAAAUAUGAAGAAAAAGUCAUUACAGAACUAAGAAGCAAAGGAAUACAG
Molecule: messenger RNA, 284 nt
Organism: Entrophospora candida
Lineage: Eukaryota; Fungi; Glomeromycota; Glomeromycetes; Entrophosporales; Entrophosporaceae
Source: the annotation of a GenBank genome assembly